Symbiodinium necroappetens is the source of this 807-nucleotide messenger RNA. NCBI's taxonomy places the organism in Eukaryota, Dinophyceae, Suessiales, Symbiodiniaceae. The record is from the annotation of a GenBank genome assembly.
GUGGCUUGCUUGCCCCAGUCCUUGGGCACGAACUCUAUACAGCUGCGAGACUUCUUCGGUUGGCCUUUGGCCUUCGAGUCGAUGUUGUCAAUGGCUUUCAACACCUAUGGAGGCAAUAACUACGAGGAGAUAUCUGUCGCAGACGAACCAUUGCUAAAAUGGUUUGUGAUGGCAUUCGCUGCGUGCUGGCAUGUGUACCUCAUGAAUCUCAUGGUUGCACAGUUGUGCCAGCGCUACAACGACAUCUUCCACGACGCGCGGGGCAAUGCACGACUGACCCGUGGCAUCAACAUUUACGAGACCUCCAUGCCAUUGAUCUCCAAGAAUCGAUGGGCUCGGUUCGUCGAGUCUCUGCGGCUGGGGGAAGCCUGCGAGCUGGACGAAGGCGACAACGGCCCUCGAGGCGCGGUGCCGACCGUCGAGAACCCGUAUGACUAUUUGCAAUAUCCGGCAGUGGAGCUGGAUCGGGUGCAGCGCUAUGGAGGCCUUGCGAAUCCUGAGCUUCCCUGGCCAAGCCUUGAAGAGGCUGUGGAUGACAGCGCAGUCGGUCGGUUAACAAGGAUGACCAAGGCCAAGUUCGAAGAGAUGGACAGGCUCAUGGUGGACAUGGCCGUCAAGCUUGGUGUGCGGUCUGCUAGCCUUUCUGGCAGCGGCACCGAGAAUGCUUCGCAUGCCUCGCAGCACAAGGAUAACAGCAAAGUCAUGGACACGGAGCCGACAGGGCACAUGAAGGAGGAGCUUGAGAACGACGCGACCACGGAAGAGCUGUCUCCAAAGGAUGCCAUUCAGGAGGCGGAAGAGGUGUAG